This is a messenger RNA of Pectinophora gossypiella (pink bollworm), 1050 nucleotides long. RefSeq names its product cuticle protein 18.6-like. The record is from RefSeq and is a predicted model, not a curated record. The transcript has 6 exons. Bases 50 to 928 code for a protein of 292 amino acids. NCBI's taxonomy places the organism in Eukaryota, Metazoa, Arthropoda, Insecta, Lepidoptera, Gelechiidae.
UCAAUCCGACAUCAUUCAGCUUAGCUUUGUGAACCAACCAACCACGAAAAUGUUCAAACUGUUUUUCUUCGCCUGCCUGCUGGCCUUCGCCGCCGCUAAACCCGGAGUGCUCGCCCCGGUGGCAUACACAGCGGCAUACACCGCCCCCGUCGCCGCCGCAUACACCGCCCCCGUGGCUUACUCCGCAUACACCGCCCCCUAUGCCGCGUACUCCGCUUACACUUACGCCUCACCUUAUGCCGCUUACUACUACCGCUGUUUACCUGUAAGUCGUCCAGUACUAAGUGGCGCGUUGACCUCCGCUGGUGCAACUACUGCUGAUAGUACUCAGGACACGCGCGGUCUGACCUCUGAUGCAAUACACUGCGGACGCAGAAUUACGAUCCUCGCUGCUCUCUGCGCCAUCGCGGUCGCAAAACCCGGCAUCCACUCAGUGGCAUACCCCGCGGUUGCUGCUUAUACCGCCCCCUAUGCUGCAUACACCGCCCCCGUUGCCGCCGCAUACACCGCCCCCGUUGCUGCCGCAUACACCGCUCCCGUUGCCGCCGCUUACACUGCCCCCGUAGCCGCAGCUUACACCGCUCCUGUCGUCGCCCCCUAUUCUGCUACAGCAUAUACCGCCGCUUACACUGGCCCAGUAGCCGCUGCGUACACGGCUCCCGUUGCUUUCCUCAAAAACUUAAUGCGGUGCAUUGUAAUAAGUGGCCUGGACGAGAAUGAAGUACUUAUGUUGAUCUUCGCCGCUCUCCUGGCUUUCGCCGCCGCCAAGCCCUUGGUGGUGAGCUACGCAGCGCCAGUGGCGGCCGCUUAUACCGCCCCCGUUGCCGCCGCUUACACCGCCCCCGUCGCAUACUCCGCAUACAGUGCAUACUCGCCCUACGCCUAUUCCGCAUACACAUACGCUUCACCCUACUCGUACUACAUUUAAGAACCAAAGACCACGGCGAUUGUAAGUUUAUGUAUAAGACGAAUUUAGAGAAAGUGAUGUAAUUUAUGUGUUAAAUUAUCGUGAUCAUAAUUAUGCCAAAAUAAAGUUGAUAAUUACAUUGA